Messenger RNA from Aspergillus costaricaensis CBS 115574, 635 nucleotides. Its product is annotated as MAPEG family protein. The transcript has 3 exons. NCBI's taxonomy places the organism in Eukaryota, Fungi, Ascomycota, Eurotiomycetes, Eurotiales, Aspergillaceae. The coding region runs from base 47 to 505 and encodes 152 amino acids. The record is from RefSeq and is a predicted model, not a curated record. Gene Ontology annotation, molecular function: glutathione transferase activity; glutathione peroxidase activity. Gene Ontology annotation, cellular component: membrane; nuclear envelope; endoplasmic reticulum.
GUCAUAGCAGAUUCAAAUUGAAAACACUACAAGUUAAUAUCCCACCAUGCUUACUCUGACCGUCCCCGAAAACUACGGCUCUGUCAUUGCCGUCGCUCUGGGCGCCAUCCCCGUCCUGAGCUUCGUCCAUGGCGCCGUCGUGUCUCGUCUUCGUAAGAACGCCGAUUGCCCCUACCCUCACUGCUAUGCGACCGUAGAGCAGUGCAAGACCAACCCCAAGGCUGAGCAGUUCAACUGCGCUCAGCGCGCUCAUGCCAACUUCCUUGAGAACUCCAGCCAAACUAUGCUCUUCAUCCUGGUGGCUGGAUUGAAGUACCCCCAGUUGGCAACUGGCCUUGGAAGCAUUUGGGUUCUCGGUCGCUCACUGUUCCUUUACGGAUACGUGUACUCCGGCAAGCCGCGGGGUCGCGGUCGGUUGUACGGCAGCUUCUACUUGCUUGCGCAGGGAGCUCUUUGGGGAUUGACCUCUUUUGGAGUCGCGAGGGAGUUGAUUUCCUACUUUUAAGUUUGGAUUGACUUCGUGGGUGUGAUUGGCGGUGUUGGCUAUACCAGCUAUAUGUAAUAACCUUUACUAUUGUAUAUUACUACUCAACGCGUUUACUAUGCGUACUGCUAGGGUCGGCAAUGACAAUGAC